Molecule: messenger RNA, 132 nt
Organism: Cavenderia fasciculata
Lineage: Eukaryota; Evosea; Eumycetozoa; Acytosteliales; Cavenderiaceae
Exons: 3
Coding region: 1-132 (43 amino acids)
Source: RefSeq, a predicted model, not a curated record
AUGGGUAUAUGCGUAACUAGAAAUACGGAUUACACGUGCAUGUAUUUACCAACUAGAGUGUUACCAAUUGGUGUAAAAAUCUAUCAACUCAUUACCAUAAAUCUAUCAUUCAUUCGUUUCGUUGCCUUUUGA